Molecule: messenger RNA, 1009 nt
Organism: Ziziphus jujuba (common jujube)
Lineage: Eukaryota; Viridiplantae; Streptophyta; Magnoliopsida; Rosales; Rhamnaceae
Product: eukaryotic translation initiation factor 5A-2
Exons: 5
Coding region: 327-809 (160 amino acids)
Biological process (GO): positive regulation of translational elongation; positive regulation of translational termination
Molecular function (GO): ribosome binding; RNA binding; translation elongation factor activity
Source: RefSeq, a predicted model, not a curated record
AUGCAAAUAGAAUCGUAAACAUGGGACGCCCUAAGGCCAAGCCCAAAACGCAAAAUCCGCAUAUAUUCUUACCAAAGAAAAUUGAGAAAAUAGGAGGACCGCCAGCCACCGCCGCUCCGAAUCCAAUGGUUGAAAAUCAAUCAGGAAGUAUAAGAAGCCAUAAAAUAUCUUUCAGACUCUGAGUCUUCGACUGGUCCGCCUUUUUGCUUCAUCUGGGUUUUCUCUUGGGGGCUCUGAGUGAAUAUUUUUUUUUUUUUUUUGGGGGGAGGGGGUGUUGUUGAUUUGGGUUUCUUUGAUUUUAGCUGAAAACAGAAAGAUUGAAAACUAUGUCGGACAGUGAAGAGCACCAUUUCGAGUCGAAGGCCGACGCUGGAGCCUCCAAAACUUACCCUCAGCAAGCCGGUACUGUCCGCAAGAACGGCUACAUCGUCAUCAAAGGCCGUGCUUGCAAGGUUGUUGAGGUUUCUACCUCAAAGACUGGAAAGCAUGGACAUGCAAAGUGCCACUUUGUUGGAAUUGAUAUUUUCAAUGGCAAGAAGUAUGAUGACAUUGUUCCUUCUUCCCAUAACUGUGAUAUUCCCCAUGUCAAUCGCACUGACUACCAGCUGAUUGAUAUUUCUGAGGAUGGAUUUGUAAGUUUGCUGUCUGAGAAUGGAAACACUAAGGAUGACCUGAGGCUCCCAACCGAUGAUAAUCUGCUGACUCAGAUCAAGGAUGGUUUCGCUGAGGGGAAGGACUUGGUUGUCACUGUGAUGUCUGCAAUGGGAGAGGAGCAGAUUUGUGCACUCAAAGACAUUGGUCCAAAAUAGUCAAAUUUGAGUAUUAUAAAAACCUUCUCUAUAGCUUCUUGGGUCUCUUAGUAAGGCUAAAGUAGUAUGCUUUUAAGCUUAAUAGCUGUUCCAGAUGGUGUUUUGUGGAUCUGGAGAGCGAAGUCUAUCUUAGCUUGUUUUUGUGGUUAUUUUCAUUGUGGGUUUAAAAACUUAUAUUAUAAUAAGAUAUUUUUAGAGUA